AUGCAAGAAAACUCAUAGAUUUAAAAUGAUGUCGUUGACAUUUAGUAGCUCAAUAGUAAAAUUAACAAAUAUGAGCGUGAUAUAAUAAAGCUUAAGGAGAAAAAUUAAGAAUUAAAGACAAGUGUUAGCGAUGUUAGUGAAAAGUAUAAAUCAGAAAAAAAUAAAAAUGACGAGUACGAGUUAGAAAAGAAACAUUUUGCAUUUUUAUUAUAGUAAAAAGAUGAAGAACUCAAUAGAUUAUAAGAACAUAGCAAAACAUAAUAACUUGAAUUACAAUAUUUUGAGAACAUAUUGUAUUAGCAUGCUGAGACUUAGUAGCAAGAGAAGCAAAUAGUAGAAAAACAAAUAUAGCAUUAUAAAUAAAUAUAUAAGAAGUAUGUUGACUUAGAAAUAUAGAUUGAAAAUGUUAAUAAAGAAAAUUUGCUGCUAAAAAGUGAUUUAAAAUUGGCUGAGUCUAAAUUCCUAAACUAGAAAUAAUAAUGUUAAGAUAUAUAGCAAAUAUAUAAUAACCGUUUGAUAGAGUUUUAACAACAAUUUGAAAGUAUGAACUCAACUAUAUCUAUUCUUUAGAGACAAGUGGAUGAAAAUAAGUAUUUUAAGGAUUUUAUGCAAUCUUAAAUAUAACUCAAUUAAGAUAUUGAAGCUAAUAUAGAGGAGUCUUCAAUAGCAUACAAAAAUAUUAAUAGUCAUGAUGAUUUUAAUGAAAAUGUAAAUAGCAGACUUUCCUCUUAAAAAAUGAUUCCUGAGUAUGACCAAAAUUAAAUAAAUAAUUUACUUGAAGAAAAUAUGCUCCUCUCUUAACAGCUUUCUGACUAUGAAACAAAAAUCACUCCUAAAAUAUUGUAAAAAGAAUAGGAAUUAAAAGUUUUGUAAGAGUAGCUUAAAGAUUUGUAGAAAUAUAAUUAGCAAUUGAAUAAGGAAAAUGAUUUAAACAAAAAAGAAUUACAAGAAAUAAAACAAAAGUAAAUGGCAUAAAUGGAAAAGGAAGAACUUUAAAAUAUGCCUGCCUCUCAGUUUACUGAAAAAGAUAUUUAAUAACUGCAAAAGGCUUACAUAGAAGAAAAAGAGAAAAGAAUAAGCUAUUAAUAAACUCUCAAGGAAAUUUAAGAGGAAAUGAAGCGUAAAAACCCAAUAAUUAGAAAAUAAAAUGAAAAAUGGCUUAAAUUGAAUCAGGAAUUCUUAAGAUUUGAGUAGGAAUAUGGAGAAAUGUAAAAAUUGUUAGCCUAAAAAAAUAAAAAUGUAGAUAGCUUAUAAGAUGAACUAGAAAGAUCGUUAAACGAAAAUGUGUAAUUGUAAUCGUAGAUAAGCUUUUUAAAAGAAGAAAUUUAGCGUCUAGCAGUAUAAAUAAACCACCUUCUAAAAAUAAAUUCUAAGUUCAAAUAAAAUAUCAGUGCUAAAUUUGGUAAGAAUUAAUUGGAAGAAAUAAUGUAGCAAAUAAAGAAAGAAAAGAACCAACAAUUCGGCAUUAAAGAUAUAGAUGAAAUAUAUUAAACUAACUACUAAUCAAUAUACAGUGAUAUCUAAGAAGUAAUAGAGAUGAAUAUGGCGCUCUCUAAAAAGCUUAGAGAAAGAAGUUGA
Tetrahymena thermophila SB210 is the source of this 1578-nucleotide messenger RNA. RefSeq lists its product as hypothetical. The transcript has a single exon. The record is from RefSeq and is a predicted model, not a curated record. NCBI's taxonomy places the organism in Eukaryota, Ciliophora, Oligohymenophorea, Hymenostomatida, Tetrahymenidae.